Messenger RNA from Colletotrichum graminicola M1.001, 678 nucleotides. RefSeq lists its product as uncharacterized. The coding region runs from base 1 to 678 and encodes 225 amino acids. The transcript is spliced from 3 exons. The record is from RefSeq and is a predicted model, not a curated record. NCBI's taxonomy places the organism in Eukaryota, Fungi, Ascomycota, Sordariomycetes, Glomerellales, Glomerellaceae.
AUGGCCUGCAAGACCCUCCUCGUCGCCCUCGGCGCCGCGAACCUCGCGUCCGCCCACUUCGGCCUCGUCUACCCCUCGUGGCGCGCCGACACCCUCAGCGAGGUCAACGAGGAGAUCUACUCGCAGUGGACGUACCCCUGCGCCGGCGUCCCCUACGGUCAGGGCAACGUCACCGACUGGCCUCUCGACGGCGGCUCCGUCACACUUGACCUGCACCACGACUGGACCUACGUCUUUAUCAACCUCGGCAUGGAGGCCAACGGAAACAUCACGACGUACAACAUCACCCUGACUCCGGAGCUGUGGAACGCCACCGGCUCCGGUACCCUCUGCAUCGAGAAACUCCCCCUCCCCGAGCCCGCCCAGAACGGCCAGCGGGGCAGUCUGCAGGUCGUCACUGUCGGCGACUCGGGCUCGGGCCUGUACAACUGCGCCGACCUCCGGUUCACCUCCAACGCCACCACCCUGUCCUCAGAGCAGUGCAAGACCGAGGGCGUCACGCUACACGCCGUUACAGACCAGACCACCAACGAGACCAGCGGCAGCGGGAACAGCACCGGCAACUCGACCGGCGGCGGCGACGGCACCAGCGGCGCGGCCCGCAGCGGCUCCCACCUCCUCGCUCUUUCCUCCGUCGUUGGUCUUAGCAUGGCCUUCGUCUUUGGGAUGAGCUUGUAA